Messenger RNA from Brenthis ino (lesser marbled fritillary), 693 nucleotides. Lineage: Eukaryota; Metazoa; Arthropoda; Insecta; Lepidoptera; Nymphalidae. The record is from the annotation of a GenBank genome assembly.
AUGUCCGUGUUUGAUGGCGAAAUCGAAUUUAAAUCUGUUUACAUGGUGGACUUUGUUAAAAAAGAUAAACCUAAAAGUCCUCGACGCAAGGCUAUCGACGACGACUGCCUCAUAGUAGGUUUGAGCCGAGAUUCUCUGAAGGCCAAGGACCAGCCUCGCAAAAGCCCAGAUGUUCUCUGUCCUAUAAAUUUUGAGUACUACAAGGAUGCGGUGAAAAGGUUUGAAGAAGAUCACCCGAAGUUGACAAAAAAAUACAUGUCAAAGGACGUCGACCCGACUCCAAUAGAUCACGAAAUACAAGAUCUUAAACGAACGGAGUAUCUGACCAAGUACUGCUCUCGAGAACUACCCUUCAUGUCAGUAAACCUGGCACGGAGAGCGCGAGCCCUCCAGACUCUCCGUCUGCCGGACGAUAUCAACAUCCCGGAUACCAGCCACAAGGGCUCCUACAGACAUCCCAAGCCGGAGAAAUACGCCGAGCCUCCUUCUGCCAUAUCCAUGAAGCCUAAGUUUGAUCCUUCUUUGCAAAAACAACUCCGUCGUAUUCUUCGCGUGACGACCGGAGACACCAGCUAUGGGGUGAGUCACGGGCUUUUGGCGCAAGUCGUGCUCGAUAACAACCCCUUCGGACCCCCGCGAGAUGAGCCUAAAUAUGGAAGGUGGAGGAACCCCUAUAUGUACACGUAUAGAAUU